AUCGUGUCUCACACUGCCAUGGUGUCCAGUCGAAAAUGCUACUGGCAGUGAAACUUUAACGCCUGAUAGAGCCAUGUUGGGCCGCUCAGCUCCGUGGAUAUAAGCGAGCAGAAAGCAGGCAGCCAGCGGGACGAAAAGACGGAAUCCGGCCUCAGAAGAAGCUCCGCGGUCGGGGACUCCGGUCGAGCAACGCUCAUCGUUUCUGGCCUCCCCUUCCCGAGAGCUCCAUGGAGAAGAUGAAGCAUUUCAAGCGACGUCUUUCUCAGACACUAAGAAACAGCCACACCAUUGACGAGUCACUCUCUGAGCUCGCUGAGCAAAUCACCAUCGAGGAGAAUGGCUUGAGGGAAAACGAGCACAUAGUGAGGAAUGGUUGCCCUCCAUCAGCUCACAGUGUCCACUCAUUCCUUCACCAGUACACGGGCUCCUUUAAAAAGCCACCACUGCGACAGCCUCAGAAUAUUAUUGACGGAGGCCUGGGCCCUAUCGUGGCCAUGCCUCGCAAUGGCAGCCGGCUCGAUAUUGUCCAUGAGAACCUGAAGAUGGGGUCAGAUGGGGAGAGUGACCAAGCGUCAGGCACUUCUUCUGAUGAGGUGCAGUCGCCCACGGGUGUUUGUCUUAGGAACAGAGGGAACAGACGCAUCUCUGCAGAGGACCUGAACAAACGUCUCUCCCUACCAGCAGACAUCCGAAUACCUGACGGUUACCUGGAGAAGUUGCAACUGAGCAGCCCCCCCUUCGACCAGCCUCUGAGUCGACGAUCCCGCAGAGCCUCCCUGUCUGAAAUUGGAUUUGGGAAGCUGGAAACCUACAUUAAACUGGAUAAACUGGGGGAGGGUACAUAUGCCACGGUCUACAAGGGGAGGAGUAAACUCACCGACAACCUUGUGGCACUGAAGGAGAUCAGGUUGGAACAUGAGGAAGGAGCUCCAUGCACUGCUAUUCGAGAGGUGUCAUUACUGAAGGACCUGAAACAUGCCAAUAUUGUGACGUUGCAUGAUAUUGUUCACACAGACAAAUCAUUGACUCUGGUAUUCGAAUACCUGGACAAAGAUCUCAAGCAGUACAUGGACGACUGCGGGAACAUCCUGAGCAUGCAGAAUGUCAAGAUUUUUUUGUUUCAAAUCCUGCGAGGUCUGGCUUACUGUCACAGACGGAAAGUUCUCCAUAGAGACUUGAAGCCUCAGAAUCUGCUCAUCAAUGACAGAGGAGAACUCAAACUGGCUGAUUUUGGCCUGGCAAGAGCAAAAUCAGUCCCCACUAAGACAUACUCGAAUGAGGUGGUGACACUCUGGUAUCGGCCCCCUGACGUGCUGCUGGGUUCUUCAGAGUAUUCCACACAGAUCGACAUGUGGGGUGUGGGCUGUAUUUUCUAUGAGAUGGCUGCUGGCAGACCUUUGUUUCCUGGAUCCACCGUAGAGGACGAACUGCACCUCAUCUUCAGGUUGCUAGGCACGCCUACAGAAGACAGCUGGCCUGGAAUCUCCUCCAUCGAAGAAUUUAAGUACUCCAAAUUCCAAAAGUACAAGACCCAGCCCCUUGUGAACCAUGCACCCAGGUUGGACUCUGAUGGCGUAGAACUGUUGAUGUCCUUCCUGAAAUACGAGUCCAAAAAGCGGAUCUCUGCUGAUGAAGCAAUGAGGCAGAUGUUCUUCAGGAGUCUGGGGCCACGUGUGCACACGCUGCCAGAGAACAUGUCCAUAUUCACAGUGAAGGAGGUCCAGCUGCAGAGAGACCCCGGCUACCGGAGCUCGUCUUACCCAGAGUCGGGUAACGGAAAGAGCAGAAGGCAAAGCAUGCUGUUUUAGGCUCUCUGGAUUGUGUUCAUUUUUGGGAGGGAGGGAAGGACCUUGUAGUUGUACAGUCUCGAUGAUGAUUGCUGGAGUGUGAAAGCCUCCCAUCAGCUUCAUCGCCCCACAAAAACUACCUAGGGUACUUCUCUACAGUACCCCCCCCAGGUUUGACCUGAUCCCUGCUCAGAGGACACAUUUAUAAACUCUACAUCUAUAUUUAUUAAGAAAGUCUGCUGCUAAAUCAAACUACUGUCUAGAACUCUAACUGGCUCGGUCACUUUAUUGAGUACAUGCAAUGUGUAUAGAUUUGUACUUUUUUGAAGUGUAUGUUUUUUUUUGUUUUUUUGGUCACUAUUUUUCAUACACUCCACCUCAGUGCUCCUUGGUGUCUUCAGUUGUUUCAGGCUGUCUGAUGGAUGUUGAUGUAGCAACUCAAAAGGUUUGGUUUCUGUUUCAACGGUGCUGAUCUCACGCGCUCUCUGUGUUUGUGUUCAAAUACUCUGAGGGAUUUGUAUAGUGGCUUAUAGGGGCCACAACACUUCCAAAUUAAGACAGCACCAACAAAUCUAGAAUACAUUUACACAUACAAAAAAAACAUGCAUCAUUUCAACAGGUAGGUAGUUGCAUCAGUGCACAGCAAUUAAGAUAACAUGAAAAUAUAGCUAGCUUAAGAGUAAAAUAAUCACUGAAGUAAACUUACUCUGCCAACCAGGUAGAAAUACACAACAGUGUGCUGUGUAAGUUAGUCCUCUGGGCAGACGCUGUUUGUGUUGUGAAGCUUUGCAAAGCAUUUGUGUUUGAGUGUGCUGUGUGCAUUUGAAGCAAAUUAUCAAUUUAAAUUGGUGCAUGCGCUGCAGAUUGUGUCCUUUACAAAUCUUUUUUCCCCACUGGCAAGACUUUUUUUAUAUGGGACUACCUGGUGGGAAUUGAGAACUAUAACACUUUAGUCUGCAUCAAAAUUUUAAAUCCAUCAGGAUUAUGUGCGUCAGACGUUAUCGCUUCCUCUCAUCAAUGCCAGUAAGUUUUUCCUGAGUUCUGUGUUGCAAGCUUGUCAUAAGAUCUUCAGAUGUAAUGACAUGAUCUUGAACUCUGCAUCGAGCAAACAGGAAAACAGCUGCAUUGAUGCUGAAAACCUUUUGUAGCCCUUCAUUUUUUCCGCACAAAAAUCAGGAAUCAGACCAAUAGGUAGAAUCAAUAAUUCAUUGAUAAAUUAUCAAUUCCUAGCCAUAUUAUCGAAUGGCAGAUUUUCUUUUUUACUUUUGUUUUUAAUGGUGUUGUCUCAGUUUGGAAAUGUGGCACCUCUUGGCCACUAUAGUAUAUUUAGGCCACUUUAGAACCUGAUCGUGUUGUGGUCAGUUUCUGCUUUAAGAUGCUGGUAUGAUCAUUCCUGAAUGCUGUGGUCUCUGUUGGGACCAGUGGGGGGGUGGGGGGAAGAGCUUGUGUAAAAUCAUUAAGGGCAUUACUAAAUUAUCAGUAACACCUUAACAGUUUGGAAAAUGCAUAGAGUGACCAGCUUCCUCAUCCUUGUCUGUUUGCACUGGGGUGUAUCAACUUCUCAAAUCUGUUACAAAGUGGUGCAGAAUAUCGGCUUUGUGUAUUGUCCUUACUGCUGUUCCCAUGUGUCACCUGCAGAAAUUAGUGUUUUUCUUUUGAAUUGCGUGUUUGUGUUGUAAGUCUGCUCUGUUAUUCAGGGAGCCGCAGUCCCGCUGCGCGUGAAGACAGCAUCACACUAACAGUGUUACAACUUUUCUACAGUGUAAUUUUGUUUGUGGAUAUUUGUUAUUGGUGCAGGAUUUCAAUGUACCCCCCCCCCCCCCCCCCCCCGAUUAAAUCGAAGAGUUUAAA
Thalassophryne amazonica is the source of this 3638-nucleotide messenger RNA. Its product is annotated as cyclin-dependent kinase 17-like. Gene Ontology annotation, molecular function: ATP binding; protein kinase activity. The transcript is spliced from 17 exons. The record is from RefSeq and is a predicted model, not a curated record. Lineage: Eukaryota; Metazoa; Chordata; Actinopteri; Batrachoidiformes; Batrachoididae. Gene Ontology annotation, biological process: protein phosphorylation. Gene Ontology annotation, cellular component: cytoplasm; nucleus. Bases 228 to 1808 code for a protein of 526 amino acids.